This is a messenger RNA of Argiope bruennichi, 2764 nucleotides long. Its product is annotated as tyrosine-protein kinase SRK3-like. Gene Ontology annotation, molecular function: signaling receptor binding; non-membrane spanning protein tyrosine kinase activity; ATP binding. The record is from RefSeq and is a predicted model, not a curated record. Gene Ontology annotation, biological process: innate immune response; protein phosphorylation; cell differentiation. NCBI's taxonomy places the organism in Eukaryota, Metazoa, Arthropoda, Arachnida, Araneae, Araneidae. The coding region runs from base 275 to 1741 and encodes 488 amino acids. Gene Ontology annotation, cellular component: extrinsic component of cytoplasmic side of plasma membrane. The transcript has 11 exons.
UCUUGAGAUAACAUUAAAAAAAAACUCUCGAUGAAGCGACAAUUUUUUGAUAUCAAAAUGCAUUGUAUGAUAAGUCCCAUGUCUGAAAGAAAGUGCACAGAAACAAAGUUGUCACAAGUUUCACUAUCCAGCAUUAACACGUCUGAUACAGCCGAGACUUUAGGCAUUCGAAUGGAAAAGUUGGCUGUUCUGGAUUAAAAUUAUGAAUCAAAUUUGAGACAAAGGAUUAUUUAGCAUCAACAAGUUGUUUACACCUCCUGCCAAAGAGGACGAUAUGGGCGGCAUCUGCUGCCACUCCAAAGAGGCAGCAGCAAAAAAGGAAGAACCAGCAAUACAUUUUUCUAAUGUACAAGAAGAAGAACAAAUAGUACACAGUUGUAUUAUAGGAAUAGCUUUAUAUCCACUUAAUUCACCGAAUAGGUUUUUAUUAAGUUUUGAAAGAGGAGAUAAGCUCAUCAUCGAAGAUGAAAGUGAUCCAGACUGGUACAUGGCACGCCAUAUGAAUGAGGAAAGGCGGGGCUUUGCACCGAAAUCAUAUUUGACUCUAGACCGAUAUGCAGGGGAGGAAAAUUGGUUUUUCGGUGACACCAAUCGAGCUGAUGCGGAGCGCUUACUCCUGCAACCAGAAAAUGAACCCGGGGCUUUCUUGGUGAGACAUAGCCACGCACAAGGUUCCUAUGCGCUGUCCGUCAAGGAUAUAGAUCACAAUUCAAACGAAGUUUUAAUAAGACAUUAUAAAAUUCGAACAUUAGAUAGAGGAGGAUUUUUUAUAUCCCCAAGAAAACCGUUUGCUACCUUAAAGGAUCUAGUCACUUAUUAUUUCAAUUCCGAUGGUUUAUGUCGAAGAUUAGAACAGCCAUGCUUCAGGUCACGACCAGCCAUUUUAGGACCCUUGCCAAAUUCUCGAGAUGAAUACGAAGUUCCAUUCGAAAGUUUACAAUUUGUUCGAACACUCGGAAAAGGAAAUUUUGGCGAAGUAUUUUAUGGGUUUUGGAAUGGUACAGUGGAAGUGGCCAUCAAACGCCUCGUCUCUAAUGGUGUUCAAACUGACGAAUUCCGUCGAGAAGUUGCUGUAAUGAAAGCCAUUUGCCAUCCUAAAAUUGUGCGUUUGUACGCUAUAUGCACUGAAAAGGAACCUUUUUGCAUUGUAAUGGAAUACAUGUGCAAUGGCAAUCUUCAACAUUAUCUCAAAACUGACCUUGGGAAGAAGCUGAGGUUACCUUCACUGGUCAACAUAUCUGCCCAGAUAGCUGACGGGAUGACGUACCUGGAAUCCAACAACAUGAUUCAUAGGGACUUAGCAGCUCGCAAUAUAUUAGUUGGAGACGGCGGCAUCGUGAAACUGGCGGAUUUUGGAUUAGCAAGAAUCAUGGAUGAGGCCGUAUACGUAGCGAGUGGUGGAAAACUACCGAUAAAAUGGACUGCACCAGAAGCAUAUACGACAAUGGAAUUUACAAUAAAAUCAGAUGUUUGGUCAUUUGGAAUAGUUUUAUAUGAAAUAUUUACUCAUGGAGGAACUCCGUAUUCAGGCCUGAAGAAUGCCCAGGUAUCGCAACUAAUAACAAAACAGGACUAUCGAAUGCCAAAACCCUCUGAUCCUGACUGCACCGAUCCUGUUUAUGAAAUCAUGCUUAUGUGCUGGAAAAAAGAUCCCAAAGACAGACCUACUUUUGAAUUCUUAUAUCACUUCUUCACAGAUUUUCCAGUAACUUCAGAAGCAUCAUACAGAGAAGCAGACUGAAACAUAACGUAGGCUUAGAGUAAAGAAAAACAAACAAUAAAUCAAUAAGAUGAGACAAGGCAUGAAUUUUGAGAUGAACAUGACACAUAUGAUAGUUACGAUAUUUUAGAAGAAACUAAAAUACAAUAAGGAUAGCACACGGACUAUUAAUCCAAUUUAUACAUUUUUACUACUUACUUACUACUUUUACUACUUUACUUUUAAAAAAAAUUCAAGAUAUAUGUUCUACAUAUAAAUUUGAUUUUAUAAGGUUGGCCCAAGUGAGAUCUCUGAGUGGCAUGGAACUUAGGUUUUAUAAUUCCCAAAUCUAAAUUCUGCAAUGGGACCACAGAAGCAUCACGAAAAACAAAUACUAUAAUGUUGUACCUUUUUAAGUUAUAAUAAUAAUUGUUUUUUAAUCGUGAUCAAAUAUUGAAGACAUUAUCAAAGCUGCCAUAUACCUCUUCAAGUUAUCAAUAUCACCGACGAAAAGAUAUUUGAUUCAUGACUAACUUAACGUUUACCAGCCAGCCUUACACAGCGAAUAUUUGAUGGAAUUAUAUAUUAAGCCUAGGAACCUUCAAAGUCAAGACAUAAUCAUCAAUCUACCAUGCCCCUAUACUAAAAUAUUAUUUACUAAAAUUCAUCAUUUAAUUUGUUAAGUUUUUGAGUUGUCGCGUUCAUAUUCUCACGAAUGAAUAGACUGACAAACAAUCAUCUCCUUAAAUAAUUUGGUACAAAAUUUGAUACAGCUUUACAAUUCUGGUGACAAAAACAUAUCAAAUUUCAGUAAUCUGACUCAUUGCAUUUUUAAGUUACCGUGUUCAUAUGUGGCUUUAAAGAAGAAUCUGGAAGGUUCGUUCUCUCUGUUUUUGAUAAGUUUCCUGCCAAAUGACGAGAGAAAAAUCAGAGAAUCUUCUGAAUAGAUAAUUUGAUUCAAGGAUUUAGGAAAAGUUUGUUUAAUAUCAUUUAAAUAGGUACUUUUAAAUUCAUAGUGGUAGAGAUGUGAUUUUAAUGAUAAUGAAUAAAAAGGCUCAUAAUUUA